Molecule: messenger RNA, 8064 nt
Organism: Zalophus californianus (California sea lion)
Lineage: Eukaryota; Metazoa; Chordata; Mammalia; Carnivora; Otariidae
Gene: RAI1
Product: retinoic acid induced 1
Exons: 7
Coding region: 664-6561 (1965 amino acids)
Biological process (GO): circadian regulation of gene expression; regulation of transcription by RNA polymerase II
Cellular component (GO): nucleus
Source: RefSeq, a predicted model, not a curated record
GGGCUUGCUGGAAUGGCCGCCCCCCCACCCCCUUCCCUUCAGCUGGCUGGGAGGGCAGCUUGGAGAGGAAGCCAGGCCGGCAGGUAGCAGAGAAAGACAUCGGAUCCAGGGGGAGCAGCAGAGAAAGCAAACAAACAGGGCUUUGUGUGGCUGCAGAUUGGCGUCUCAGAAGGGAAGCCAGGCCUGUGGUAGUGGGGAGGAGGAGGGACCGGGAGGCCAGGCCAUUGCUCUGGGCCAGAGAUAGGCGGCUGGACCAGCCCAGGCUAGGCGGCCAGGGAGCAGGGAGUGCCACUGUGUGUGGCCAGGCGUCCGGAGUCACAGCCUGGCUGAGUCCCAGCUCUGCCACUUCACUCCUUAACAGCUCUGGGCUUGUUUGCCCACGGAACCUGGGCAGAGUCACUCACAUGCAGGACUCGGGAAGAUAAGUCAUCUGGCCCGACUGGCCGGGCCCAGUCAGUGUGAGUGCCCAUCCUACUCUUGUCCCCUAUUGUUGCUGGGAGAACACAGGGAUCUCAUCUGGCCGCCGCGUUCUGGAAGAGGCAAGGGGGAGAGCGCGCGCAAGAGGAGGAGGAGAGAGACGGCGCGGGGAAAGGGAGACGGCGAGACGCGCAGCGCCGGCGCCCGGGAGAUCCAGGAGGAGCCCGCAGAUAACCAGCCCGAGUCAUGCAGUCUUUUCGAGAAAGGUGUGGUUUCCAUGGCAAACAACAGAACUACCAGCAGACCUCACAGGAGACAUCGCGCCUGGAGAAUUACAGGCAGCCGAACCAGGCCGGGCUGAGCUGCGACCGGCAGCGGCUGCUGGCCAAGGACUACUACAGCCCGCAGCCCUACCCGGCCUACGAGGGAGGCGCCAGCACGGCCGCCGGCCCCGCGCGGGGCGGCAAGGGCCUGGCCUCGCAGCAGUCCCUGCAGGGCAGGCCGGCCUUCUCAGGCUACAGCGUGCAGGACAGCAGCGCGUACCCCGGCCGCUACUCGGGCGAGGAGAGCCUGCAGGCCUGGGGGGCCCCCCAGCCGCCACCCCCGCAGCCGCAGCCCCUGCCAGGGGGCGUGGGCAAAUAUGACGACAGCUUGAUGAAAAAGGCGGCGGUACCCCCUGGCAGGCAGUACCCGGAGCAGGGCGCCCAGCUGCCCUUCCGGACUCACUCGCUGCACGUCCAGCAGCAGCUGCCGCAGCCCCAGCAGCCCCUGGCGUACCCCAAGCUGCAAAGGCAGAAGCUGCAGAACGACAUGGCCUCGCCGCUGCCCUUCCCGCAGGGCAGCCACUUCCCCCAGCACUCCCAGUCUUUCCCCGCUUCCUCCAGCUACUCCUCCAGCGCCCAGGGCGCCCAGGGCGGCAGCGGCGGCGGCCAGGGCGCCCACUCCUAUAAGAGUUGCACCGCGCCGUCCGCCCAGCCCCACGACCGGCCGCUAACGGCCAGCGCCACCCUGGCGCCGGGCCCGCGGGUCCAGAACCUUCACGCCUACCAGUCCGGCCGUCUCGGCUACGACCAGCAGAAGCAGCAGCAGGCGGCGCUUCAGAGCCGGCACCACGCGCAGGAGACCCUCCAUUACCAAAACCUCGCCAAGUACCAGCACUACGGGCAGCAGGGCCCGGGCUACUGCCAGCCGGACGCGGCCGUCAGGACUCCGGAGCAGUACUACCAGACCUUCAGCCCCAGCUCCGGCCACUCGCCCGCGCGCUCCGUGGGCCGCUCGCCCUCCUACAGCUCCACCCCGUCGCCGCUGAUGCCCAACCUAGAGAACUUCCCCUACAACCAGCAGCCACUCGGCGCCGGCGCCUUCCCCGCAGGCAUCACGGACCACAGCCACUUCAUGCCCCUGCUCAACCCCUCCCCGACCGAUGCCGCCGGCUCGGUGGACAGCCAGGCGGGCAACGGCAAGCCGCCGCCGAAGGACAAGCUGCCUGAGAACCUGCUGUCGGACCUCAGCCUGCAGAGCCUCACAGCCCUGACGUCCCAGGUGGAGAACAUCUCCAACACAGUGCAGCAGCUGCUACUGUCCAAGGCCGCCGUGCCGCAGAAGAAGGGCACCAAGAACCUGGCGUCCAGGACGCCGGAGCAGCACCGGAGUCAGCACUGCAGCCCCGAGGGCAGCGGCUACUCGGCCGAGGCGGCCGGCACGCCGCUGUCCGAGCCGCCGAGCAGCACGCCGCAGUCCACGCACGCCGAGCCGCCGGACGCCGACUACCUGAGCGGCUCCGAGGACCCGCUGGAGCGCAGCUUCCUCUACUGCAGCCAGGCUCGCGGCAGCCCCGCCAGGGUGCACGGCAACUCCAAGGCCAAGCCCGAGUCGGUGUCCACCUGCUCGGUGACCUCGCCCGACGACAUGUCCACCAAGUCCGACGACUCCUUCCAGAGCCUGCACGGCAGCCUGCCACUCGACAGCUUCUCCAAGUUUGUGGCAGCCGAGCGGGACUGCCCGCGGCUCCUGCUCAGCGCCCUGGCGCAGGAGGACCUGGCCUCCGAGAUCCUCGGGUUGCAGGAGGCCAUCGGCGAGAAGGCCGAGAAGGCCUGGGCCGAGGCACCUGGCCCGGCCAAGGACGCCAGCAAGCCUCCCUUCUCACUGGAGAACCACAGCGCCUGCCUGGACGCCGUGGCCAAGAACGCAUGGCCGCGGCCGGGGGAGCCGGAGGCCCUGCCCGAGGCCCUGCAGCUCGACAAGGGUGGCGGUGCCAAGGACUUCAGCCCGGGGCUCUUCGAAGACCCUUCCGUGGGCUUUGCCGCCCCGGACCCCAAGAAGACGGCCGGUCCCCUCGCCUUUAGCCCCAAGACCACGCUCGGGGCCGCCACGCCGGACCCUGCCGCAGCAGCCUUUGACUGCUUCCCGGACACGACCAGCGCCAGCUCGGCGGAUGGCGGCAACCCCUUCGCCUGGCCCGAGGAAAACCUGGGCGAUGCUUGUCCCCGCUGGGGCCUGCACCCCGGCGAGCUCACCAAGGGCCUGGAGCAGGGCGGGAAGGCCUCCGAUGGCGUGGGCAAGGAGAAUGCCCACGAGGUUUCGGGCUGCCCGGGCUUCCAGGAGGGGGAGCCGCCCGGGGACAAGGCCGCCGGGCCUCGGGACUCGGCGCAGGAGGCGGCGGGCGGGGUGAAGGAGGAGGUGGGCGGGCUGCUGCAGUGCCCCGAGGUGGGCAAGGCCGACCGCUGGCUGGAGGACAGCCGGCACUGCUGCUCCGCCGCGGACUUCGGGGACCUGCCCCUGCUGCCACCGCCCGGCAGGAAAGAGGACCUGGAGGCAGAGGAGGAGUACUCCUCCCUGUGUGAGCUCCUGGGCAGCCCCGAGCAGAGGCCCGGCCUGCCGGACCCGCUGUCGCCGAAGGCCCCCCUGCUGUGCACCAAGGAGGAGGUGGAAGAGGUGCUGGACACCAAGACCGGCUGGGGCUCCCCGUGCCACCUGUCCGGCGAUUCCGUCAUCUUGCUGGGCCCCACCGUGGGCGCCGAGUCAAAGGUCCAGAGCUGGUUUGAGUCCUCCCUGUCCCACAUGAAGCCGGGCGAAGGAGGCCCCGACGGGGUGCUGGCGCCCGGGGACUCUGCCACGCUGGCCCCAGAUGCCUCCCUGGCGCAGAAGCCCAACAAGCCGGCCGUGCCCGAGGCGCCCAUUGCUAAGAAGGAGCCCGUGCCACGCGGCAAAAGCUUACGGAGCCGGCGGGUGCACCGGGGGCUGCCGGAGGCUGAGGACUCCCCAUGCCGGGCGCCCGUGCUGCCCAAGGACCUCUUGCUCCCCGAAUCCUGCACGGGGCCCCCGCAGGGACAGAUGGAAGGAGCGGGAGCCCCAGGCCGGGGGGCCUCAGAAGGGCUCCCCAGGAUGUGCACGCGCUCCUUCACGGCCCUGAGCGAGCCCCGCACGCCUGGACCGCCAGGCCUGACCACCACCCCCGCCCCCCCGGACAAACUGGGGGGCAAGCAGCGAGCCGCCUUCAAGUCCGGCAAGCGGGUGGGCAAGCCGUCACCCAAGGCGGCCUCCAGCCCCAGUAACCCGGCCGCCCUGCCCGUGGCCUCGGACAGCAGCCCCAUGGGCUCCAAGACCAAGGAGACAGACUCGCCCGGCACCCCGGGCAAGGACCAGCGCUCUAUGAUCCUGCGGUCCCGCACGAAAACCCAGGAGGCGUUCCACUCCAAGAGGCGGCGGCCCUCGGAGAGCCGCCUCCCCAACUGCCGUGCCGCCAAGAAGCUGCUGGCCAACAACCACCUGCCUGCCUCGUUCAAGGUCUCCGGCAGCCCCCAGAAGGAGGGCAGGGCCAGCCAGCGGGCCCGGCUCCCCAAGCCGGGCGCAGGCAGCAAGCUCUCUGACCGGCCCCUCCACGCGCUCAAGAGGAAGUCGGCCUUCCUGGCGCCCGUCCCCACCAAGAAGCGGAACCUGGUUCUACGGAGCAGCGCGGAGGAUGUGAAGGAGGAGGGAGCCGAGGACCCCUCCACCCUCUUCAAGAGGGUGUCUUCGCCCAAGAAGGCCAAGCCCGCCAAGGGCAACAGCGGCGAGCCUGCCGUGAAGCCCCCGCCCCCAGAGACCCCCGACGCCUGCCUGAAGCUCGCCUCACGGGCAGCCUUCCAGGGGGCCAUGAAGACCAAGGUGCUUCCACCCCGGAAAGGCAGGGGCCUGAAGCUGGAGGCCAUCGUGCAGAAGAUCACCUCGCCCAGCCUGAAGAAGUUUGCGUGCAAGGCGCCGGGGGCCCCUCCCGGUAACCCUCUGAGCCCCUCUCUCCCUGAGAAGGACCGUGGGCUCAAGAGUGCGGGCGGCAGCCCAGUUGGGGCAGGAGAAGGUCUCUUAAAUGUGGGCCCCGGGCAGAAGCUCCCGGCAGCUCCGGGGGCCGACCCCUUAUGCAGAAAUCCGACCAACAGAUCCUUAAAAGGCAAACUCCUAAACAGUAAGAAACUGUCCUCGACUGACUGUUUCAAAACUGAGGCCUUCACAUCGCCCGAGGCCCUGCUGCCCGGGGAGACUGCCCUGGCACCUAAGAAGAGAAGCCGGAAAGGCAGGGCUGGAGCCCUCGGACUCCCCAGAGGUCCCCUGGAGAAGCGGCCCCAUCUAGGCCCGGCUCUGCUCCUGACCCCCCGCGACAGGGCCAAUGGCACUCAGGGGGGCGGUGAGGACAGCUCUGGUGGAGGAGGCAAGAAGCCAAAGACGGAGGAGCUGGGCCUGGCCUCCCAGUCCCCUGAGGGCCGGCCCUGCCAGGCCCAGACGAGGGCACAGAAGCAGCCGGGCCACACCAACUACAGCAGCUAUUCCAAGCGAAAGCGCCUCACCCGGGGCCGGGCCAAGAACUCCACCUCCUCACCCUGUAAGGGGCGUGCCAAGCGGCGGCGGCAGCAGCAGGUGCUGCCCCUGGAUCCCGCCGAGCCUGAAAUCCGCCUCAAGUACAUUUCCUCGUGCAAGCGGCUUCGGGCAGACAGCCGCACCCCGGCCUUCUCGCCCUUUGUGCGGGUGGAGAAGCGAGACGCGUUCACCACCAUAUGCACUGUGGUCAACUCCCCUGGGGAGGAGCCCAAGCCCCACAGGAAGCCUUCCUCCUCCGCCUCCUCUUCCUCGUCCUCAUGCUCAUUCUCCUUGGACGCGACCGGGGCCUCCUUGGCCACGCUCCCUGGAGGCUCUGUCCUGCAGCCACGGCCCUCCCUGCCCCUCUCCUCCACCAUGCAUCUGGGGCCCGUGGUCUCCAAGGCCCUGAGUACCUCUUGCCUUGUUUGCUGCCUCUGCCAAAACCCGGCCAACUUCAAGGACCUCGGGGACCUCUGUGGGCCCUACUACCCCGAACACUGCCUCCCCAAAAAGAAGCCAAAACUCAAGGAGAAGGUGCGGCCGGAGGGCACCUGCGAGGAGGUCUCGCUGCCCCUCGAGAGAACACUCAAAGACCUCGAGUGCGCAGCCGCUGUUGCCACUGGCAAGCCCCCGAGGCCCGAGGGCCCGGCCGACCCCGGCAAGCAGGGCUCGCUGCGCACCAGCGCCCGGGGCCUGUCCCGGCGGCUGCAGAGCUGUUACUGCUGUGACAGUCGGGGGGACGGUGGCGAGGAGGCGGCCCCGGCUGACAAGAGCCGCAAGCAUGAGUGCAGCAAGGAGCCACCGGCCGAGCCUGGCGGGGACACCCAGGAACACUGGGUGCACGAGGCCUGCGCCGUGUGGACGGCCGGGGUCUACCUGGUAGCCGGGAAGCUCUUUGGGCUGCAGGAGGCCAUGAAGGUGGCCGUGGACAUGACCUGUUCCAGCUGCCAGGAAGCCGGGGCCACCAUCGGGUGCUGCCACAAAGGAUGUACCCACACGUACCAUUACCCGUGUGCCACGGAUGCAGAGGGAAGACGACACACUGAGGAUCUCCCCCCAGACGCUGGCUCCGAGUGCAGAAACUCAGGGGCACUUUGCAGCCUGAGUUUGCAGCUUCUGGCCGGGGCUGGUCGGAAAAAAAGGGGAGCCAGCUGCAGGCCUGGAGCCUUCCCAACCCUGCUCUCGGGCCUGCGGAUCUGCCCUUGCCUCCCCGCCCUGCCUACCAGCCACCACGCUGUCGCGAUGCCACGGCACAGAGCCACAGCGUUGCAUAUUCAUCGAAGAGAACUUUUCUUUGAAGUGUCCCAAACAUAAGAGGCUGCCGUUGUAAUCCACCCCAGCGGCCGGAGAAGCCGCCGAAGCCCGCCUGCCCGCCCGCCGCCGAAGGAGAGGAGCCGCCUGCGCAGCCCCCGGGCCUUUGAGCUGCUCCCCGCGCGGGUCCAGAGCCGAUCCUUGAUCCGGACUCCGGAUCUUGGAUCUGGCCGCCUAGGGCUGAAACUUGCGGUCCCGGGUUGGGAAGAAAACACGUUCCGGAGCCGCCUGCUCCCGGAACAGGACGACACAGGACGUUCCCGCCCACACCCCCCAGGGCCAGGCUUGGAGAGGGGGAGCCCGCGGAGCGGCCAGACUCCCUGGGGCACCAAGGCCCCGGCGGGGAUUGGAGACGCCUUUAGCCUGGGGACACGCUUCUCCCCCUGGUAGUUCCAAGAGGACGUGGCACACAUUCCACGUGGGUGCUGCCGCCACCGCAGCCGGCGCGGCUUGCAGCUAGGGGCCCUGGGGGUGGGGGUGGGGGUCCAAAGGGCCCUGGAAGUGGCCAGGGCGGCUCCAGGCUCCGAGGCGGGGGGGCUGGGGGUGGGGGUAGGGAGGGAGCCGAAGCCUUGCUGGAGAGGACUAGGCCGGCGGGGUAGGAGGCCGGAGGCUUUGGAAGGAACCUUUCGAAUCGUGUCCUAGUGCCCUUCCCACCCACCCAGCCUCGGCCAACACUUUCGAGCGGUUUGGGGCAGAGCCUGGGGAGUCCGGGACCCAUGCUCAGGGGAUGCGGGCUCCCCGGGUGUGGGCGGGACUGGCCCCCGCCCUUUGGCCUCUGUCGUCCCCUUUCCAGUCCUCCGCCCCACCCCUGGAGCGCCGCCUGGAAGGCAAAGGAAGGGAGUGGCGACCAGAGCGCACCUCCGGUGGAUGCGUGACCGUCCCUCUGCACGACCACCCGUCUCCAGGGACAGCAGCGCCCACCCGGCACGGGAGCAGAGACAGCGCUAGAUUCGUGUACAAACCUGUGUACCCCUCUAUAUAUAUGUUACAUAGAAUGUAUAUAUGUUGGGAACAUGCUCGCUUCUCCCGUGUGUCGCCGCCGCCGUGCGUCGUGCGUCCCUCAGCACGGGGCCCUUGCCGGGAAGGGGGCUACGGCGAUGCCCGCCCUCCCGGCGCAGCCACCACCGGCCCAAGCCAGUCCCCGCCAGUCCGUCCGCCUGUCCGUCUGUGUCCUCAGCUCUGUCCACGCUUCGAUAGGCCUGACGCAGCCCCCACACUGGGGCCGCCCUAGCAACUUCCUGUACAUAUGACUGUAAAAUGGUAAACGUGUGUAUUAUAUCUGGCCUCGUUAUAUAGUGUAUAUAUAUGUAUACAUAUACAUAUAUAUAAUAUAUAUGAAGACUGUAAAUGUUAAGACGACUAGUGUUCUUAUUAGUAUAUUGCUUCACACUGAAGAUUGUGUGUAUCGAGCUGUUUCUAAAAGAUGUUUAUUUUCCUUAAGAGUAAAAAACAGUCAUUGCAUUCAGAAAAAAAAAAGUCAAUAAAGAUACAACGAUUGUUUUGGAA